CGCUGGAAAAUAUUAUUUCGGUGUCGGGAGGCGCGAAGAGUUGACCAACGCUGCUUGCCUUCUCUUUUCUUUUCGGACGUAACACGUUCCGCGCUCUUGGUUUUCUCGCUUUUCUUAUUGCACCUGUACUUAAUAUACGUCUAUAAAUGCACUCGGUCUGACAGUUUCUUGUGUUUGUGUUUCUUAAUAUGUUCUUUAAGCUACAACUAACCCAUCCUUCGGAAUGAUGUCGGCAUGAAAACAACUUUUAUCCUCCUUUUCCUCCUAUUCGCAGUAGCUGAUUCAAAAAAUCAAACACGCCCUCAUGACGACUGUAAAAUUCGAAUUUUAUCAAAUAACGUACCUGCGACCGGACUGAACUACAAUGUGUCUAAACUAAUCAAAGAAAUCGGAGAUGAUCUCUUAAAGAAUCCCCAUGGCAUGAAUUUUUCAUUGACAUCGAGGAAACUUUUAGCGAGUCGAGCAGAUGUUUUCGGAGUUAUUUUGAGGAAAACGAACGACGCGAGCGUAUUAGCGUUAAAUAUAAAUUCCAGAUUGAGGAUCUUCCCUAACAGGACGGCGGAAACGGACGUUUUUUGGAGAACUUUCGAUUCGACCGACGGAUGGGGAAAACCGUUUAAGGAUUGCGAUUAUUUUAGUUAUAGCUGGUUUUACGUCUAUGCCCAUCGGCUGUCGGAUUUGAAAAUUGGACUGUUUAUAAAACUGGACCUCGACCAGUGUGACGAUAGGUUAAAAGAGAUUUUUGGUGGAGGGCAUAAGUGCGGAGAAUCGCUAAAGUGUAUCAAUGAAUAUGACGGCAAAGGGGAUGAAAGGAGAGGCCGGUAUAGAUGCGUGUGUCAGCGCGGAUUUUUUUAUCCUGGUGCCAACUUGAUGUGGAUGGGAAUAAGCGGGGAGGAUCUUGAGAGCGGCAAAAUCAAUAACACAAGAUGUGAGCCCUGUCCGAUUCGUUGUCCCGAAGGAUGCAGCAUAACCGGAAAUUGUAUCGCUCAAGGUGACGCCUAUUUAAGAACGUGCAUCGUUGUGGUACAAUUGGUUAGUAUGGGAAUUGUACUUAUUUUAGCCCUUGUUGUUUUUAAGCAACGGAAAACAAAGGCUAUAGCGACUGGUAUGUGGACCAUUUUAGAAAUAAUAUUACUAGGAUUUUUAAUCUUGUACAGCACCGUGAUUAUAAGAAGUCUAGAACCAUCAAUAGAACGUUGUCUGCUAGAGCCCUGGAUAAGAGAGAUUGGAUUCAUUAUUUGUUAUGGCGCGAUCGUUUUAAAACUCUAUCGACAUCUCAUUGAAUUUCGAACGAGAAAGGCUCACAGAUGGGUAGUAAAAGAUACCGACCUACUCAAAUACUUGCUCAUAAUGAUAUUAUCUGGAUUGGCGUAUAUGGCGGCUUUCACCGCGCUCACCCUGAAUUUCGUCAGCGAGAAUUACUCUUUGCUCUUCCUGGGAACUACAUUUUCCGGGGAACAGUAUGAGGGGUGUAAGUAUCUGUGGUGGGACUAUGUCACGGAGGUUGGAGAAAUUGCGAUUUUGGUGUUUGGGAUUCAUUUGGCUUACGCAAGUAGGAACGCCAGGACACAGUUUCAUGAGAGAAACUAUCUCUGCGCCGCAAGCAGCUUAGAAUUGGCCCUCUGCAUCAUUUUCUAUUCGGCCAGGAUCCUAAUAUUCGAUAAACUCCAUCCAGACAUAGUCCUGCUAAUCUACUGUAUCCGCAGUCAAGUUUCGCAAACCGUUUCCCUGCUCCUAAUAUUCCUGCCGAAAUUCUGGUAUCAGCAGAAGCAAGUUCGCACUCUCGCCCAGGAGUAUUCGUGCAGAUACCCGCUGGACGCUUUUAAAGAUCCCCCGUCUCAACGGAGUUGCGCUUCGGGAAACAACAGCGACGUCGAGAUUAGCGAGAUUAGCAUAGCGGAUAUGAAUCCGGAUGACAUUAGGGCCGAACUAAAACGUCUUUAUUUGCAAUUAGAAAUGUUUAAGUCUAAAACUAUUUGUAGAGAUAACCCACACAUAUCCAAAAGGCGAGGUGGUAGAAAGGCACAACAUAGAAAGUUCAGUUUACAGAAGAAGGGGAGUAAGGAGAAGAGUCUGCAGACAAAGCAGAGAGAAAAAGACAAGAAACGAGAUAUGGAUACAGAGAUCACUGAAGCUGAAGUAUCAAGGACACCGGAAGAUUCGAUUUGUAGCAUUGAAGGUCCCAGUGCUGUUUAUUCUGAGCUGCCAGCAACCAAUCAGAUAUAGGAUCCAAUUUUAUUAUUAUUUGUAAAGAUACCAAAAAUAGAGAAUGUUAAUUUAUG
Anthonomus grandis grandis is the source of this 2282-nucleotide messenger RNA. It is a transcript of the gene smog, whose product is annotated as probable G-protein coupled receptor 158. The transcript has 12 exons. Gene Ontology annotation, cellular component: membrane. Lineage: Eukaryota; Metazoa; Arthropoda; Insecta; Coleoptera; Curculionidae. Gene Ontology annotation, molecular function: G protein-coupled receptor activity. The record is from RefSeq and is a predicted model, not a curated record. The coding region runs from base 235 to 2226 and encodes 663 amino acids. Gene Ontology annotation, biological process: G protein-coupled receptor signaling pathway.